This is a messenger RNA of Rotaria sp. Silwood1, 957 nucleotides long. The record is from the annotation of a GenBank genome assembly. NCBI's taxonomy places the organism in Eukaryota, Metazoa, Rotifera, Eurotatoria, Philodinida, Philodinidae.
AUGCUUUUCAAUGCAUGUGCUCAAUUACGUAAUGAACGUGCAUUAAAAAUUAAGAAUAGUUUUCUUAAUCAAAUGUCAAAACUAUUUAAUAGUACUAAUCAUGUAGUUAAUUCAUUUUUAAAUAUAUUAAUAAAAUUUCGUGAUAUAUCAAGUGCAGAAAAUGUAUUUGUUCAAAUGAAGACCAAAGAGAUUAUUACUUGUGGUAUAAUAAUGCAAGAGGGAAAAGUUGGUUAUGUUGGUAAAGCAUUAAACAUAUUUGAUCAUGUUGAAAAACCUAAUAUAAUGAUUUAUACAGCUAUGAUUAAUUCAUUUGGACUUAAUGGAAUGGGUCAUGAAGCUGUUGAUUUGUAUCGACGAAUGCCUAUUGAUAUUCAUGAUGAAGUUACUUAUAUUUGUAUAUUGAAUGCAUGUUCUCAUUCGGGUCUUAUUGAUGAAGCUCAUUCUAUUUAUAAUAACAUUAAAGUCAAAACAGAAAGAAUUACUACCGCUAUGGUAGAUUGUAUGAGUCGUAUGUUUAUGUUUGAUGAAGCUCAACAAUUAAUUGAUAAUUUUGAAUUAUCUCAUCCACCUGGUUUUGCCAUGUAUAGAAAUAUCGAUUUUAUCAAAAAAUUAUUGUUUGAUAAUGUUCUUGGUAGUAUAGAGUCAUCACCACAUACAGAUAAACAACGUCGAUGGCGUGCUAAGAAAAAAGAUCAACAUCAUCGUACUCAAUUAUCUCUACGUCAUUUACUAGUUGAACAAAUUGAAUUAAAUAGAAUCAGUUUAGGUCAUAUCUUAUGUGAUCCUUCAAUGAAUGCAACAGCUAGAUCUUUAGCUCGUGCUGCAUACGGUGAAAAAGUAUCAUUCAACGAUUUGGCUCCAGGAGAAUUUGAUCUUCUUUUGAUUUUUUUUGCUCGAAUUCAUCAAUUAACUGUUGUAUCUGUCCGUGUUGACAGUCAAUUAAUCAAGAACUCUUAA